ACGCCAGGCCGUACCCGCGCUGCCCACAACCAAGAUGGCGCAGGUUGUCAUGCCGACGGGCCUAGCGAGGCUUGAAGCCUGAGUCUGAAGUAAGAGCAAGGUCAGAGCUCGUUGCGGAAUUACCUCAGGUCGUGGCCGUUUCCAUUCGCUCAGACUGCUACUUUGGAGCCCUGCUGCUCCAUUUGGGGUUUCUAACAGUUCACCGAUGGCACAUUCUCUACGAGUGAGUGAUGGCUUCCUACAACAGCUUGACCUCGUACUCAAAGAUGAUCAUUCUUUGCCCAUGGAUCUGCAUGCUGAACUCAAAUCCUGCUUCACAGGAACGAAACCCACCCCCACGAUUCCUUUCACCCUCCUGAGAAAACUCCACAUAUUCUUGGAAACAAAAGGGUUCCCUGUGUAUCUUCACGAACUUCUGGAGGGUGCAGAAAUAUUUACACCAGAAGUGAAGCUGCCUGAGAGGAACCCGCAGCUGGUGGCCAGAUUGGACAAGAUCAAAGCAAAGAUGGCAAAUGAAGAGUACAGACGGAUCACCAGAAAUGUCAACUGCCAGCAGAUAAACCGAUACGGCACAAUUGGAGAUGUGGGAAAGCAAGUGCGAUCCGCUAAGGCCGUGGUGGUAACCAUCUUUAACUUCUUGGUGACGGUGGUGGCAGCGUUUGCCUGCGCCUACCUCGGUAGUCAGUACUUGUUCACGGAGCCGGCUGCGUGUGUUCUCAGUGGACUCAUUGUUGCCUCAGUGGUGGGGUUGGCUGAGCUCUACGUGCUCGUGCGCACCAUGGAAGGAGAACUGGGGGAGAUGUAGCGGGCACGGAUCCCCCGGCUGUGGUCUCGUCGGACCAGCUACAUGUUUCACCACAAGGUCUGGCUGGAAUCUGCUUUGUGCGGCUCUCACCCUGCGGGAAUGCUGGAAGCUCUCUACCUACAAAUAUUGACUCUGCAAACACCUUUGUUGUACAUUAUCUGUACAUGUUCUUGUGCUGUGACCAAGGUUUAUUUGUUGUUCAUGUGUUACUUUAUGAGUAUGUAAGGAAUAAUUAAGUUGAUGUGUGCCUGUCCAGUCCAGGUAUGAACCACUCUCCCACAAAGAACAUUGAUGAGCAAGUUGUGUCUUCUGACAAUCGGCUUGCUUUGUUCUCAAUAUUCUUUAGCUGAAUUUAAUUUCACAAUGUGUAUAACCCUCUAUCUGUUGAUUACAUAACUAGUGCCACAAUCAUGACAAAAUGCCCCAAAGCACUGCUCAGAUCUGAAACAAAACCAGAGAAUGCAGGAGAUACUCAGCAGGUCAGUCAGCAUCUGUGGAAAGAGGCUUAUUAUGAUUUCACUUCAAAGUCUUUUUGACUGACUGGGAUUGGGAAAGCGCGGGUAUAUCUGUGAAGGGAGUGCGCAAUUUGUUGGCGUAAGGGGGAGGCAAGUGGGGUGCUGGUAAUUAUCUCCUCUUUGUAUCUUUCCUGGAGAAGCAAUGAUCAGGAACCCAGGAGAAACUAGAAUCGCCAAAUCUUCCUGAACCUCUCUCAGCCCACCCAAAGACCUAUUGUCUAUAGAUACCUUGAGUUAGUCACAGUGUUUCAUUCUUGCGAAGCAACCCGUGUGUGAUGGAGUGUGGUGAUUCUGACUGAGAUUGUAUACCUGUAACUUUUCUUGAGUUUGCUGUUGCGUAUGUGUCCACUUAUGUUAAAGAACAUCUCGUGCUUGGUUGGGAAACUGGCUUGGUGAGAGGAAGGUGUCUCCCAGUGUGAACAACUCCAUUCACUGCACCCUAAGAAGGGUGAUGCAGAGUUACUGGCCUUGGGAACCUCAGCCUGAAGUACACACUGGUGGUUGACAGGUUCCAGCUGAAGCAAUAACUUUACACAUCGCACUUUACACACAGCUAAAUAUUCAAAGGUUAUUCACAGGAGCAAAUGUAAGCUGACACAGGGAGGAUGACCAAAAGCUUGGUAAGAGAAACAUCUUGAAGGGGGAAGAGGGAUAGAAACUGAGAGGUUUAGGAAGGAAAUUCCAGAGUUUAGGGCCUUGGCAACAGAACGUUGAAGGAUGGAAUUAGUGAAGGCUGCAGGGCCAGAGGGGGCUGGAGGAUGUAUGGACUUUGAAAAUGGAGACAUUGCUUCAUUGGGAGCAAGUGAUCUCAGAGCUAAGCAGUGUCCACCAUACAUUUGUAUGCAGAGUCGAAUGUGAGAACAUCACUCCCCUGAGAGGGAACACCUUGCAUGAAAUGGGCCCUGCAAAAAGAGUUGUCCCACUUCCUGGUUAGACUGGUCUCAUGGUAAGAUCUGGCCCUGGAGUUAGAGUGGGCACCAGAUAAGGCUUCCCUGUCAACUUGAAUAUUUGGAAUUGAAUAUUUCAGUCCAAAGACUUUAUUAAAUACAAAAUAAAUCUCAGUCAAACUUUGUAACUUGUGCCUUGUGUUGAGUGGAGUGAUUGACAUGCUAAAUGCAUUGCCUGUCACUCCCACAGAUGCAUGCAUGAGGAGUCUUGCGUCUGCGCAGUAAAACGCUCAGGCCACUUCUCCAUGAGAAUGGAGUUCCUGUAAUUGUUUCACUUGAACAAUGUUGGCAUUUGAUGGGACCUAGCAAUGUAACAUUGACCUCUGACAGUCCUGCAUUUUAAUAAUGACCACACUUAAAAAUUUGGAAUGAAGUUCAUUGAAUUUGCUUGAACAGAUGCAACCUGUGUCCUGGGAGUGUGUGAUGGAAUGGUGUAGAGGGAGCUUCACUCUGUAUCUGAUCCUUUUUCUGGCCUUUGUACUCCAGGCCCCCAUUUCGUGUGUUCUUUUUGUUGAUAUAUUUUUUUGUUUUUAAAUAUCUUUAUCAUGGUUUCAAACAUUACUAAAAAAAACGUAAUAUAGCAAUGCACACAAGUCCCAGACAUUCCAGCAUUCACCACCCUUUCCCUCUCCAGGAGCACUCUAGAACCAAGUCAUCGUGGCAGGGGCAAGCUGACGGUUACAUGGAAACAAAAUACGCCGUUAAAGUUAUUACUGAGUAAAGCUGUUCCUUGAUCUGUCCCAGUGCAGGGAGAGCAGGGUGGAUUUUUCAUACUGCCGUAAGGAAAACACAGCUCUCAGCUCGGAGGGAGUUGCCUGUCCUUCACUGGAGCUGCUCCGAGUCUGGUUAGUAAUUAGGGAGUAGGGAGCCUGCACGCAGAGGGGGGGGUCUCUGUCAGAGUGGCAGCUCGUGAGGCAGGCUCAGCACCGGUGGAUCUGAACACCACCAAGGCUCUUGGCCCAAACUCCCCGCAGACCUAUCGAGGAGUGGCUCAAGUGGGACCGUUCUGACUGAGCUGAUUCCCUCAGCUGCAUUCGCCCAUUGGAUCUCCUUGGGAGCUUUGAUCAAUUGUUUUUGAUCAACUCUUAAAAAAGCUCGACAGCAAAGCACAAUGGUCUUUCUGUAGGCAUUGCUCCUGAACUCUCUCAGCUUCUUCACCUAUUGCAGGGCGAGUCCCCAGUGGUGGUCACUCAACACAAGAGUCUUCCUCCUUCAUAUCAAGGACCUGAGCUGGAAAGUGUGCACUGAGCAGUAACACAGGUUUCUCAGCUGGUUCACUGACUCCCAGGCUGCCUGCAGUUGCUGCGGCCUGGAGUGUAAGGUUGCAGCCCCAAUUUGAAUGUUUGACGAUGCUGCUCCUCAAGUUCUGGUUGAACUUCAGCCUGUGGAGGAGGUUGAGGGUAUGUGGGUUGGGGCACCUCUCAUUGGCCUGCUCCUGAGCCUGGCUAAUGUAGCCAUUCACAGGUCCACACAGCGGGUUUUACAUUAACAAUUAUGUGAAUAUUGUAACGAUUGCAAAUAAAUAUUUUCUUUUUUUUUUAAA
Messenger RNA from Amblyraja radiata (thorny skate), 3810 nucleotides. It is a transcript of the gene vma12, whose product is annotated as vacuolar ATPase assembly factor VMA12. Gene Ontology annotation, biological process: vacuolar proton-transporting V-type ATPase complex assembly. NCBI's taxonomy places the organism in Eukaryota, Metazoa, Chordata, Chondrichthyes, Rajiformes, Rajidae. Gene Ontology annotation, cellular component: endomembrane system. The record is from RefSeq and is a predicted model, not a curated record. Bases 206 to 805 code for a protein of 199 amino acids. The transcript has 7 exons.